Oncorhynchus nerka (sockeye salmon) is the source of this 2416-nucleotide messenger RNA. RefSeq lists its product as uncharacterized. Gene Ontology annotation, molecular function: magnesium ion transmembrane transporter activity. The record is from RefSeq and is a predicted model, not a curated record. Gene Ontology annotation, biological process: magnesium ion transport. The transcript is spliced from 6 exons. The coding region runs from base 335 to 1447 and encodes 370 amino acids. NCBI's taxonomy places the organism in Eukaryota, Metazoa, Chordata, Actinopteri, Salmoniformes, Salmonidae. Gene Ontology annotation, cellular component: membrane.
ACAAUUUUUAAAUGUCAACUUCAAUGGCGUAGGGAUGUACCAAGGAUCCCGAAUAGAACAGACCCGUGUAAAACGAACUCGCCCAUUUUUGUCUCUGAUAUGUCCCACAUAAACUCCCAUUUGCUUGUUAAUUUGGGGUUUCAUAAAGUCAGUUGAUGUAAAUUAAAAAUGAUUGUGGCGAGUUCGUAAACGUUGGCCAGAUAUGGUAUGAAACAAAUAUUGCUAUAAAAUUACAUAUUCGACACUGACACUGCACGAGGAAGUGCAGUAUCCAUUCUGGGCGGACUCCAGCAGUCAGCUGCUUCUUUUCAGAUCGAAUGGGUUGAAAGCAAAGAUGGAUAUCGGAACAAACCGCACUGACUUCUACAUUGGCCUCUCUCUUGCCAUGAGCUCGAGCAUAUUCAUUGGAGGAAGCUUCAUCCUUAAGAAGAAAGGUCUUUUGCGAUUGUCCAGCAAAGGGUUUAUGCGAGCAGGUCAGGGGGGAUAUGCUUACCUCAAGGAAUGGCUAUGGUGGGCAGGACUAAUAUCAAUGGGAGCUGGGGAAGCAGCUAACUUUGCCGCUUACGCUUUUGCCCCUGCCACAUUGGUAACACCACUGGGAGCAAUGAGCGUUCUUGUGAGUGCUGUGCUGUCCUCAUACUUCCUGAAUGAGCGGUUGAAUGUUCACGGGAAGAUGGGCUGCUUGCUGUGCAUCCUGGGUUCCACUGUCAUGGUCAUCCACGCCCCUCAGGAGGAGGAGGUGGCCUCCCUUACUGCCAUGGCUGAGAAGCUCCAAGACCCAGGAUUCAUAGUGUUCGCCGUGUCUGUCGUGACGAGCAGCUUGAUCCUCAUCUUCCUUGUCGCCCCGCGCUACGGCCAGAAAAACGUGCUGGUUUACAUCCUGAUCUGCUCCGUGAUUGGCUCCCUGUCGGUGUCCUGCGUCAAGGGCCUGGGCAUCGGCAUUAAGGAGCUGUUCGCUGGCACUGCUGUCCUAAAGGAACCCCUGUUCUGGUGUCUACUCAUUUGCCUGGUGAUCUGCGUCAGCAUCCAGAUCAGCUAUCUCAAUAAAGCCUUGGACAUUUAUAACACGUCCAUCGUCACGCCCAUCUAUUACGUGUUCUUCACCACCUCUGUAAUGGCAUGUUCAGCUAUCCUCUUCAAGGAGUGGCUGAGCAUGAGCACAGACGGAGCUGUGGGGACAGUCAGUGGGUUUCUCACAAUUAUCCUGGGUAUCUUCCUCCUUCAUGCAUUUAAAGAUCUCACAUUCAGUUGGGACUCGCUGCCACUGUACCUGAGGAAGGGACCUCAUGGAUCCCCUUGGGGCCAGCAGGCCUACGUGGCCCUGCCCAGCCAGGAGAGCCAGGCAGAGGGGCCAGGGGAGGGGAAGCUGGCCAGAGAGGGGAACUCAAAGGGCAGCUACUCGCCAGAGGGCUCAAUGAGGAGGAACAAUAGCUUUGUCACCACUUAGCACUUGGGAUCAAUUCAGUUUUUAAUUCAGUAUGAUUGAAGCUCAAUUCAUGACUCUGAAACAAUAGGCAAUUUUGAAUUCCUUAAUUGAAUUUCAGCUAAUUUCCUGAAUCGAAAACUGAAUUGACUCCAACCCCUAUUUAGCAUGAAGGCCAAAUGUUUAGAGAUCAAUUUCCCAUUGCCAGUUUUACAUUUCUGUUUAUUUGAUAUUUAACCACCUGCGUAGACAAGUGGAAAAUAUGUUUACUAAAUAUAGUCUUACAAUGCAAUAGCCACUGGAAGGAUUGUUUGCCUAAUUAUCAUGCACUGCAAUCCAGUGAGCACAUUGCAUUUCUAUACCGACAAAUGUACAGUAUGUCUAGAGAUUAGCAAAGUCCAACAGAAUUUUAUUUUACUUCAUGGUACGCCUAGACCAUUCAACUGGUUGAAAGUAUUAGUCCUACAGGUUUCCCCUUAAUCCGAAUGGUUUCUACUGUAUAAAAAAAACUGGUGUACAUACACUUAAUAUUUAAUCAUGGACAGUGAUAAUCGAAUGUAUUGAUUUUAGUUCAGAUCCACUAGUUUUGAUAUGAACCGACUAGUGCCUUCUGUUUUUUUACUGACUGAACUGUAACUUAUUGAUAGGCCUGUCUUAUUCCUUUGUUUUAAUGUUCCUUUAAAAAUGCAAGACCUACUGUGAGUCAAGGCAAUGCAGCUUUUACCUUUUGUGUACUUGCUUCAAUCAUCUUUCAAAGUUAGUGAUUGUUCAAUAUUCACAAUCUGAGUGUGAAGUUACUGUAAUGUAAUACCUCAAUUGAAUUUAUUGAUCAUGUAUAUGAACAUCAGUAUUAACUGAGGCACUUUGAAAUAGCCUCUUUUGAAACACAUUCCUACUACUGCACGUGCCAAACUGAAUGUAUUUCUUAAUCAUUGAUUUACAACAUACUGCUCAUUCUUUUAGUAUGUCAAUAAACAAUUACCUUUUUAUACA